CGCUGGUCAUUCCCACUCAACCGAACAAACAAUCUCACUGACCACCAGUGUUGCGUCGUGCUCACCGGACACAAAUCACAGAAAAUGGCCGUGUCGGCGCUGCAGCAGAGCACCAGCUUUAUCGGCCAGACUCUCGUCCGCUGCGUCGGCGUCGAUGCCGGCGGCCGCAUCACCAUGCGCCGCACCGUCAAGAGCGCGCCGCAGAGCAUCUGGUACGGCCCUGACCGCCCCAAGUACCUGGGCCCGUUCUCCGAGCAGACGCCUUCGUACCUUACUGGUGAGUUCCCCGGCGAUUAUGGGUGGGACACUGCAGGGCUAUCUGCUGACCCAGAGACGUUCGCGCGAAACCGCGAGUUGGAGGUGAUCCACUCGCGGUGGGCGAUGUUGGGCGCGCUGGGGUGCGUGUUCCCGGAGAUCCUGGCCAAGAACGGUGUAAAGUUUGGCGAGGCCGUGUGGUUCAAGGCCGGCGCACAGAUCUUCUCCGAGGACGGGCUAGACUACCUCGGUAACCCCAACCUGGUGCACGCGCAGAGCAUCCUGGCCAUUUGGGCAUGCCAGGUCGUGCUCAUGGGCUUCGUUGAGGGCUACCGUGUCGGCGGGGGACCCCUUGGGGAGGGGCUUGAUAAGGUGUACCCCGGUGGCGCCUUUGACCCACUGGGCCUCGCCGACGACCCAGACACCGCCGCAGAGCUGAAGGUGAAGGAGCUCAAGAACGGUCGCCUCGCCAUGUUCUCCAUGUUCGGGUUCUUCGUGCAGGCCAUUGUCACCGGCAAGGGACCCAUCGAGAACCUCUUCGACCACGUCACCGACCCCGUCGCCAACAAUGCGUGGGCAUACGCCACCAACUUCGUCCCGGGCAAGUAAACCUGAUCCGUCCAUCUGUGGAGCGAGAAUGCGAGAUGCAUGUGUACUGUACUCUGAUUGAUGUAUAUUAAGCACCAGUCCAUGAGUGGAUGAAUCAAUGGUGUACCAUUAACUAGUCAAUCAUCACAUAGCUUUCAUUCUUUCUGUUUU
This is a messenger RNA of Phragmites australis (common reed), 1014 nucleotides long. RefSeq names its product chlorophyll a-b binding protein 5, chloroplastic. Lineage: Eukaryota; Viridiplantae; Streptophyta; Magnoliopsida; Poales; Poaceae. The transcript is spliced from 2 exons. The record is from RefSeq and is a predicted model, not a curated record. Gene Ontology annotation, cellular component: chloroplast envelope; plastoglobule; chloroplast thylakoid membrane. Gene Ontology annotation, biological process: photosynthesis, light harvesting in photosystem I; response to light stimulus. The coding region runs from base 85 to 864 and encodes 259 amino acids.